AUGCAGUGGUACUUAGUCGCUACGCUUCUCACCGUUCUCACCAGUUCUCAGGGAAUACUAACAACCCUAUCGCAAACUAAUGGAACAUAUAAGUAUGAUUAUGCAACUGUGCCAUUUCUCGCUGAGGUUUUUAAGCUUGCUGUGUCAAGUUUGUUACUUUGGAAGGAAUGUCAAAAAUCGCCUCUUCCAAGGAUGACAACGGAGUGGAAAACAGUGUCUUUGUAUCCGAUUCCUUCUGUUAUAUAUCUCAUUCAUAAUAAUGUUCAGUUUGCUACUCUCACAUUUGUGGACACUUCCACUUAUCAGAUAAUGGGUAAUUUGAAGAUUGUUACCACUGGAAUAUUAUUCAGGCUUUUCUUAGGGAGGAAGCUUUCCAACUUGCAGUGGAUGGCCAUUAUGCUGUUGGCCGUUGGAACAACCACAAGUCAGGUCAAGGGUUGUGGAGAGGCUUCCUGUGACUCCCUAUUCUCAGCACCAAUUCAGGGUUACAUGUUAGGAAUUCUAUCUGCUUGUCUCUCAGCAUUAGCUGGAAUUUAUACCGAGUUUUUGAUGAAGAAAAACAACGACACCUUAUACUGGCAGAAUAUACAGUUGUACACGUUUGGUUCAAUUUUCAAUUUGGCAAAGCUUAUUGUGGAUGAUUUCAGAGGUGGCUUUGAAAAUGGGCCCUGGUGGCAUCGCAUUUUUAAUGGAUACACCGUCACCACUUGGUUGGUGGUAUUAAAUCUAGGGUCUACCGGUCUUUUGGUUUCAUGGUUAAUGAAACAUGCUGAUAAUAUUGUUAAGGUGUAUUCAACAUCCAUGGCAAUGCUGCUUACAAUGAUUCUAUCAACAUUCCUCUUCAGUUUCAAACCUACAUUGCAGCUAUUCCUGGGAAUUAUUAUUUGUAUGAUGUCUUUACACAUGUAUUUUGCCCCACCAAAUAUGCUCUUAGAUAUGCCAUUAACAGUUAAACCUGAUGAAGAAGAGAGGCUCAUUGAAGUUUCUGUUGAUCGGAGAACACAUUCGUGA
This is a messenger RNA of Lathyrus sativus (Indian pea), 1011 nucleotides long. Lineage: Eukaryota; Viridiplantae; Streptophyta; Magnoliopsida; Fabales; Fabaceae. The record is from the annotation of a GenBank genome assembly.